AUGGUUUUACGACCAAGGCAGGAAGAGCGCAUAAAAGGGAGAGAGCGGGGGUUUCUGAAAGUGGAGGGGAGAGUGAAACGAUGGCGUCGGAUGAUGGAGAAGCCCCACAGGUCGUUCUCGAGACCUCAAUGGGCCCCAUCACGGUGGAGAUGUAUCACAAGCACGCGCCCAAGACUUGCAGGAAUUUCAUGGAGCUCUCCAGGCGGGGCUACUACAACAACGUCAAGUUCCAUCGCGUCAUCAAGAACUUCGUGGUCCAAGGUGGGGAUCCGACGGGCACCGGGCGUGGUGGGGAAUCAAUUUACGGUUCAAAGUUUGAAGACGAGAUACGCAGCGAGCUUAAGCACACAGGAGCGGGGAUCUUGUCGAUGGCGAACGCUGGUCCCAAUACCAACGGGAGUCAGUUUUUCAUAACUCUCGCGCCCGUCCCUUGGUUGGACGGAAAACAUACAAUCUUUGGAAGGGUUUGUAAAGGGAUGGAAAUUGUCAAACGGCUUGGAAGUGUUCAGACUGAUAAAAAUGAUAGGCCGGUUCACGAUGUCAAAAUAUUGAGAACAACUGUUGAAGACUGAAGUGAGAUUUAGCAAGCUGCUACUUCCAGCUUUUGCCAAGUGCCUGUUUAAAUAACUAAAGAAGUGUGUGUGAAGCCUGGUAUUUUUUUUUUAUUCUUCAAAGAAAGCAUCUGAGUUUUGAUAAGGAAAUAUUACACCUGUAUCUGAUAAUGAAGAAGGAAAUAUUUAGUUAUAAAAUUACUAAUAUUUGGCUCUUGAUUAUUCA
This is a messenger RNA of Nymphaea colorata (pocket water lily), 777 nucleotides long. RefSeq names its product peptidyl-prolyl cis-trans isomerase CYP18-2. Gene Ontology annotation, cellular component: catalytic step 2 spliceosome. The record is from RefSeq and is a predicted model, not a curated record. Gene Ontology annotation, molecular function: peptidyl-prolyl cis-trans isomerase activity. The transcript has 6 exons. NCBI's taxonomy places the organism in Eukaryota, Viridiplantae, Streptophyta, Magnoliopsida, Nymphaeales, Nymphaeaceae. Bases 81 to 572 code for a protein of 163 amino acids. Gene Ontology annotation, biological process: protein folding; protein peptidyl-prolyl isomerization.